UUGGUUCCAUUUGCACAUCAAUCUAAUUAGGAUAUAUUGUGCAUCUGUGGUCUUCUCCAGCCCAACACCCGAGUCAUUAACCAAGCUGUACCCCUCACUUGCCCACUGAGAAGCACUAGAGGUGUCUCCUCUCAUUUUGCACCAUGAGCCAGGCGGAUGUGUCAACCUGCUCUGCUCCCCAGCAUGUCUUCCAGGAGGCUGUGAGACGGGGCAACACCAAGGAGCUCCACUCGCUCCUGCAGAACAUGAGCAGCUGCGAAUUUAACGUCAACUCGUUCGGACCGGAGGGUCAAACUGCGCUCCACCAAUCCGUCAUCGAUGGCAAUCUGGAGCUGGUCAAGUUGCUGGUCAAAUUCGGAGCGGACAUCCGGCUGGCCAACCGAGAAGGCUGGAGCGCGCUGCACAUUGCCGCAUUCGGUGGCCACCAGGACAUUGUGCUGUACCUCAUCACCAAGGCCAAGUACUCGAAUGGAGCACGGUGAUGACCUUUGGGGAAAGAAAAUCACUGCUUGGCCAAAUUUCAGAGACCAUGGCACAAAUCUUUUAAAACCAAAUGGGGUGGGUUGAAAGGGGUUCAGGGUAAAACUCAUAAGAUGAGUGAUCCAUCCAUCUCUGAUCCACAUCUGACAUUCACGCAUACGUGUUGUGCAUUGGUACUAAAGCUUUUUGCCCUGGAUGUUCAGAUCAGAUCAGGGCAUGGAAAGCUGGCUUGGAUGAACUCUAAUGGGGGCAGUCUUUGCUGGAUGUGAAAUGUCCCUCAUCGGGCCUCAGUGGAUGCUUGGGUGACCUGUUGUCCGGUUCACUUCUGUGAUCUUUGCUGAAUUUAGAGGGGAAAAAGAUGGCACUUGAGUAUGGUAUGCUGGAAUAUUUCAAAGGGAAGGUGAAUGAAGGCCAUCCUUGAUUUUGGGCUAACACUGUUUUAAUGAUAUUCUUCGAUCAAUCAGAAGUCAUUAACCUAUAUUCAAUGCAUAUAUCACAGCAGACAAUACCGUAUUUGUACUGUAAGUACUGUACACGAUAGCUUUACUGGGAUUUCUUCAUAAAGCAGUCCAUUUUGCCCUGCAGUCGCCUAUAGCAGAUGGCUUUCACACAAGCUCUGUGAGUAUAAGUGUAUAUGGUUAAUGUGUUACUAAAGAACUGCUGCUUUUGCUUCGGAUCAACGUCAGGAAAGUCGAGUUUGAAACACAGUUUAUCAACUUCUCAGUAUUUUUGAGUUUAUUAACACCCUAGUCAUCACUGUGAAUACAGGCUGGGUUUCUUAUUU
Trichomycterus rosablanca is the source of this 1264-nucleotide messenger RNA. It is a transcript of the gene nrarpa, whose product is annotated as NOTCH regulated ankyrin repeat protein a. Gene Ontology annotation, cellular component: cytoplasm. NCBI's taxonomy places the organism in Eukaryota, Metazoa, Chordata, Actinopteri, Siluriformes, Trichomycteridae. The record is from RefSeq and is a predicted model, not a curated record. The coding region runs from base 144 to 482 and encodes 112 amino acids. Gene Ontology annotation, molecular function: phosphatase regulator activity; enzyme inhibitor activity; protein binding. The transcript has a single exon.